AUGGCCGAUCUGACCGAAAUGCUGAGAGAGCCCGUGGAUGUUGCUACUUAUCUCUUCACUAGGCUGAAGCAGAUGGGCAUCGACUCUGUCCAUGGACUUCCGGGUGAUUUCAAUCUGGUGGCUCUGGAUUAUCUCGAGGGCUGCGGUCUUCAAUGGGUGGGAAACUGCAAUGAGCUCAACGCCGGCUACGCCGCCGAUGGCUAUGCUCGAGUGAAAGGGAUAUCAGCUAUUAUCACCACCUUUGGAGUGGGGGAGCUGUCUCUGCUCAAUGCAACCGCAGGAAGGCGAGUCACCUUCGCCGAGUUCGUGCCAGUGGUGCAUAUCGUCGGGACACCUAGUACCAUAUCUCAGAAAAAUGGCAUGCUUCUGCAUCAUACCCUGGGCAACGGCAACUUCAAUGUUUUCGCCGAGAUGGCUGCCCAUGUGGCAGUCAACGUCGCCAAAUUGAAGGACCAUCGCGAUAUCGCCUCACAAAUCGACAAUGCGUUGCGCGAGUGCUAUCUUCUCAGUCGGCCCGUUUACCUGACGCUCCCGACAGACAUGGUCAAACGGAAGGUUGAGGGUCAACGACUCAAGACCCAACUGGACCUGAGCCCGCACAAGAAUGACCCAGAAAAGGAAGAGUACGUGGUCGACGUGAUUCUGAAGUAUCUCACCGCGGCCAAGAACCCCGUCAUUCUGGUUGACAGCUGCGCCAUUCGUCACCGCGUGCUGCCCGAGACCCACGAGCUGAUCGAGAAAUCGGGUCUACCGGUGUUCGUGGCGCCCAUGGGCAAAGGCGCCGUCGAUGAAACCUUGCCUAACUUCGGCGGUAUCUAUGCAGGAGCUGCGUCCAACCCUGGAGUCCAGGAGCGUGUUGAAGGGGCAGACUUGCUCCUGACCAUCGGCAGCGUCAAGUCCGACUUCAACACGGCCGGAUUCUCCUACCGAACCUCGCAACUGAAAACCAUCGACUUUCACAGUACGUACAUGCGAGUGCGGUGGUCAGAGUACCCCGGGGUUGGCAUGAAAGGCGUCCUCCGCAGACUCAUCGACCGACUACCCAAGCUCGACGUUCAGCCUGGACCUACAUUACAACAGAAACAGAUCCCCGAAGAUGAAAAUCCUAACGACACUGCCAUCACGCACCGUUGGUUCUGGCCGCGGUUGGGACAGUGGCUGCGUGACGGCGACGUUGUGCUCACCGAGACUGGAACGUCCAACUAUGGCAUAUUUGAUACUCGAUUCCCUCCAAAUGUGACGAACAUCAGCCAGAUUCUAUGGGGGAGUAUUGGUUAUGCGACCGGCGCAUGUCAGGGUGUAGCAUUGGCCGCCAAAGAGCUCGGUGGUAACCGUCGGACAAUUCUCUUCACCGGCGACGGCAGCUUCCAGCUUACAUGCCAGGAAGUGAGCACGAUGAUCCGGCAUAACCUCAACCCAAUCAUCUUCAUUGUCUGCAACAACGGUUACACCAUUGAACGCUUCAUCCACGGUAUGGAAGCCGGCUACAACGACAUCCAGAACUGGAAAUACAAGGAUCUGGUCCCAGCCUUUGGAGCAACAGAAGGCAGCUACAAAACAUACCAAGUCAGGACAAAGGACGACAUCCAUGCUUUGUUUCACGACGAAACCUUUUCGAAAGCUCCCUGUCUGCAGUUGGUCGAGAUGUACAUGCCGUGGGAUGAUUCGCCUGCAGGAUUGUCUGUGACGGCAGCUGCCAGUGCUCGGAAUAAUGCCAAAAUGCUCGAGACUUCUUAG
Molecule: messenger RNA, 1737 nt
Organism: Fonsecaea nubica
Lineage: Eukaryota; Fungi; Ascomycota; Eurotiomycetes; Chaetothyriales; Herpotrichiellaceae
Exons: 3
Coding region: 1-1737 (578 amino acids)
Molecular function (GO): carboxy-lyase activity; magnesium ion binding; thiamine pyrophosphate binding
Source: RefSeq, a predicted model, not a curated record